AUAAAGAUAGAUAUGAGACUGCCGUUCUUCUUUAUCGUGUUGAUAUAUCUGUGGCCAGACCUAACAACCAGUCAGGACACAUCAUUAGGACAGGAAUCACAACCAGAAUUACUACAACAAUUACUACAGCAACUGCAACAGACAUCUCCUCAAACGAUAGACCAGGAAAUCCUCAAUGCAGCAGGUCCGGAAGCGUUUAAUAGUGACGUCAGCGACCCGAUACACCAGGAAUUCAAAAUACAGGGAGAUAUCGUCUUCAAGUAUGGCGAGCUAGCUGGUGCCUUGCAACCUGAACCAGCAGUUCACGGCGGACUAGUGAGGAAGAAGAGGAAAACUCCCCAGGAUCUCACUAAGAUGUGGCCGAACGCCGAAGUCCUCAUUGCCUUUGAUUCAAGAGCUUCGUUUUCUCCCGAAGAACGCAGCCUAUUCCAGAGUGCAUUAGAACAAUGGCAGAGAAAAACCUGCGUUCGGUUUCGAACCCCAACAAUAAAUGACAUCCAUCAAGGGAGGUCCUUCAUCUUUGUCCAGGACGGAAAGGGCUGUUCCUCUCCUCUCGGGAUGAACCCUAUGCGCGAGACGGGUAUUUUCAAAUACCAGCCUUUAACACUUGCACGGCCUUGCAGAACGAGACGUAUAAUGAUGCACGAAGUGGGACAUAGCCUCGGUCUGAUCCACGAACAGUCCCGCAGUGACAGAGAUAGCAGUGUCAACGUUAUGUGGCAAAAUGUACCAGUGCACAUGCGUCACAACUUCCAAAAGUUCACCGAACAGGUGACAAAUAACAGAAACACACCGUAUGACUACGAAAGUCUGAUGCACUACGGCCCGAAUGCUUUCACUACUAACGGUGCGCCAACCCUUCGGACACUGGACGCUUCCUACCAGGACAGAAUUGGAGGAUUUCAGGAAAUAAGUCGUUAUGACGCCAUGGCCAUUAGCAAUAUGUAUAACUGUGGAGCUCGUAUGCAGCCGUUCAUACCGCCCUGGUGGCAUCGACUUCUCGGCAGGAAGAAGAAAUAAAGUCAAGAGAUAGCAAAAAACACAUAAUUCUUCAUUUUUUAAGUGCUUAAGUUUCAUAGUUAUGAAUAACAUUAUAAAGAGUCUAUCAUUUUGUGAACAGAUAGCGACUGUUUCUUUAUGUAAGUGGUUAUAUCAAUGUCAUUAGAGGUCAGACACCGUCUUACAUCGUGUGUGUUGUCAGAUCGUUUCUCGUGUUGAGGUAAACUAACGUAGUCAUAACAUAGGACAUACAAGAUUUGACGUCAUUAUUGUAAGAAAUUUAUGUUGUCAUAACAGUUUUACCUCUAUGCACAAAUUGAUGACGUCGCAAGUUUUAAUGAAUUUACAUUGUGGAUCAGGGCCCAGUUGUUCAAAAAGUGAUUAGUUUUAUCAGUGAUUAGCGCAAAUUUUAUUUUUGUGUAUUUUAAAGACACAACCAUUGAAUAAGUUACAACUUUCCAAACAUCAAAUAUUUAGUAAAGUAAAUUUACAUGCAAAAUUGUGAGAUUUUACCUGGUAUAUUGACGAAAUUAUUAAAGGUUGAAAAAUGUCGUUAAACAGUGAUAUAGCUAAACACCUUAUCAACAACUGGGCCCUGGUGGUAAAUACAAGAACCAAUAGUAGGACUAUAUCACCUCUGAAUACAUAAGAUAUAAAUAGCAAACAGCUUACUGGUCAAUAAAGCGAAGGAAAUUUAGAUCGACGUCAACCAAAAAAGGCAUUUAUUAAAUCAAGUAUAUAUUGAUGGAACAGUCAGAAGAGUUUAUUUAUUGCCAAACAAUGAAGGAGGAACGCACCAACAAAAUAGUUCUAGGACAUCAAAAGGUGAAUAAAAAGGCAAUACGAAAACGGUAUAUUUGAUAUAGAUUUGUAACGGAUUAUAAAUUGAUUAACUUAAAAAGGGAUUGAAAUUCCACCGCACUCAGAAAAUUAAGACAAAUAAAUUAUUAUUCACUUUCACAAGAAAUUACCUUUACCAGUAUAAGGGUGAAUAUGACCCAGACAAACCUCUAAAGAAAGUCGACGUAAAAACCUCCUAAAUCUACAUUUUUGUUGACAUAUUGAGCUAUUAAUAUAUAAUAUAUAGAUUAAUAACAACACAAUGCACAAGCUUCUAACUACAUUGUAUUUUUCCAAAAUAUCAUCCGCUGUACUUAUUAUGUAUUUCUUUGGGGAUGGAGUGGGGAUAAAAAAAAACCAGUCAAAGGUGCUAUUGUUGUGGGUUUGGACAGCUAGGUUUUGAGAAAAUGUUCGGUACGUUACCUGAUAAAUUCAACUUUACCAUUAUGUUAAUGGUAGUUUUGCUCAACUGUAUGAAUAAACUAAUCAACUAUUAAAUUGAAAAGAAAAAGAAAUGA
This is a messenger RNA of Mizuhopecten yessoensis (Yesso scallop), 2357 nucleotides long. RefSeq names its product high choriolytic enzyme 1-like. Lineage: Eukaryota; Metazoa; Mollusca; Bivalvia; Pectinida; Pectinidae. Bases 13 to 1020 code for a protein of 335 amino acids. Gene Ontology annotation, molecular function: metalloendopeptidase activity; zinc ion binding. The transcript is spliced from 9 exons. Gene Ontology annotation, biological process: proteolysis. The record is from RefSeq and is a predicted model, not a curated record.